AUCUCUCUUGUUUGUUUCGUUGAACGAAGUUCACUCCUUUCCUCGUGUCGCCCUACUCCUUCACAUAAACGCACGCCACAUACAAUACAUUACUCUCUCUCUCCGCCUCCCCUUGUCUUCCUUCUCGUAAUCAACCACAAAAACUGCUACAAAACCCCUUUCUUUCUCUCUCUCUGUUCCUCUCAGGAGUUUCAUUUUUGUUCUUCUCUUCAACUCUCUCUCUCUCUCUCUGUUUCUGUAUAUUUUGAUUUUGUUUUGUAAUGGCGACGAUCAAUCUUCCCACGGGAAUGUCUGCCUUGAAAUCCGAAGCCACCAAGCUCUCUGAUCGAUUCUCAUCCAAACACUUGACCGAUUUCUUACCUCUUUCGCGUACCCGAAAACGAAGCAUGUGCAAGGAAAGCUUCACGGUCCGGGCGAUGAAGAUCGCCGAGCAGAGCCAUGACGCUGACCUUUCGUCCCAGAACGGUCCUCUUAACGGCUUUCCUAGUGAUACUGUGGAGCAGGCAAGUACAACCUCAAAUGCCCAAAGGAAAACAAAGAUUGUGUGUACAAUAGGUCCUUCCACAAGCUCACGUGAGAUGAUAUGGAAACUAGUAGAAACUGGGAUGAAUGUGGCACGUUUAAAUAUGUCACAUGGGGACCAUGCAUCACACCAGAAGACCAUUGAUCUGGUUAAGGAGUACAAUGCUCAAUUCGAAGACAAGGUAGUGGCCAUAAUGCUGGACACCAAGGGUCCUGAGGUCAGAAGUGGAGAUGUACCUCAACCAAUCAUGCUCAAGGAGGGGCAAGAGUUCAAUUUCACUAUUAAAAGGGGAGUCAGCACCGAAAAUACUGUCAGCGUAAAUUAUGAUGACUUUGUCAAUGAUGUGGCAGUUGGGGACACGAUACUGGUUGAUGGUGGGAUGAUGUCAUUAGCUGUGAAAUCCAAGACAAAGGAUUCGGUUAAAUGUGAAGUAAUUGAUGGUGGAGAACUAAAAUCAAGGCGACAUUUAAAUGUGCGUGGAAAAAGUGCAACCCUGCCAACUCUGCCUUCGAUAACAGACAAAGACUGGGAAGAUAUCAAGUUUGGGGUGGACAACAAAGUUGAUUUCUAUGCUGUUUCUUUCGUGAAGGAUGCCAACGUGGUCCAUGAGUUGAAAGAUUAUCUUAGAAGCUGCAAUGCAGAUAUUCAUGUGAUUGUAAAAAUUGAAAGUGCAGACUCUAUACCAAAUCUUCAUUCAAUACUUACUGCAUCUGAUGGGGCAAUGGUGGCUCGUGGAGAUCUUGGAGCUGAACUUCCAAUUGAGGAUGUCCCUUUAUUGCAGGAAGACAUCAUCAGAAGGUGUCGCAGCAUGCAGAAACCAGUUAUUGUAGCGACAAAUAUGCUGGAAAGCAUGAUUGGUCAUCCAACGCCAACAAGAGCAGAAGUUUCUGACAUUGCAAUUGCAGUACGGGAAGGUGCUGAUGCAGUCAUGCUUUCAGGAGAAACUGCCCAUGGAAAGUAUCCAUUGAAAGCUGUCAAAGUAAUGCAUACUGUGGCAUUGAGGACUGAGACUAGUCUACCUGAUAGUUUUAAUCCUCCAGGACAAUCUACCGCCCAUAAGAGUCAUAUGGGUGAAAUGUUUGCUUUUCAUGCCACCACAAUGGCAAACACCCUUGCAACUCCCAUCAUUGUCUUCACAAGAACGGGUUCCAUGGCUGUACUUCUAAGCCAUUAUCGCCCUUCCUCGACAAUCUUUGCCUUUACAAAUGAAGAAAGGGUUAAGCAGAGGCUGGCUCUUUAUCAUGGUGUAAUGCCCAUAUAUAUGCAGUUUUCUGACGAUGCUGAGGAGACCUUUUCUCGAGCUCUAAAACUGCUACAGAGUAAAAGUCUGUUGAAGGAAGGCGAGCACGUCACUCUUGUCCAAAGUGGGGCACAACCUAUCUGGCGCCGGGCAUCUACUCAUCACAUCCAAGUUCGUAAGGUUCAAGCUGAUUAGCUUCCCUUUGAAGAGAUAUUUCCUUAAUAGACAUUGUUUCAUGUAUUAAUAUUUAAUCAGGAUCAUUUGCCUUUUUGAAUUUCCAACAAUCACGUGGUUUGCAGAAAAAAUUAUAGGAAACCCCAUAAAAAUGUUACUCUUUUGAAAAUUUCUAUUAUAGCAUAACAGUCCUUCCCCAAAAUUUUGCAAUCAA
Messenger RNA from Camellia sinensis, 2151 nucleotides. RefSeq names its product plastidial pyruvate kinase 3 (gene PKP3). Gene Ontology annotation, biological process: glycolytic process. Gene Ontology annotation, molecular function: magnesium ion binding; potassium ion binding; pyruvate kinase activity. NCBI's taxonomy places the organism in Eukaryota, Viridiplantae, Streptophyta, Magnoliopsida, Ericales, Theaceae. The record is from RefSeq and is a predicted model, not a curated record.